UAAAGCAGGAAAGUGUGAAACUUUAAUCUCUAUAAACAUAUUAGAAAACAAAGGAAUCAGUCCUUGUAAAGUUGUAAUUGAAAUAACUAUAACUUCUUUUAAAAGCAUUUAUCCAGCAUGAACAACCGCACCAAUGAUCUCUUGCACUCGGGCUAUUUGCAGCAUGCCAGUGUACCUUAUGAUGAUGGACCCCUCAACAGGAUCCAUGUUUCUUCCGUGUCACUACUUCCUUGCUUUACAUAUGGUGUUAUGGGUCCACUAGGCCCGUUAGGAAAUGGAGCGUUUGUGCAACCCAUUGUUUUAACCAGGGUCACAUCUGAGCCUUCAAUGGGAAACCUGUCACGCAACACCAAUAUGCCAAGAAAUGCAUACGGGUGGCCAGGAUCUGCCAGCCAAUCCCAUAUUGCAACUAAUCCUUUAUUAAUGGAAGACCAGCAAAAUAAAGGCCUGCAGAAGCUUAGGAGGGAAAUCUACAACCCUGGUAUUAAACAAGUAAGCCUAUAUUAUAGAGAUAAAGCACUAGAGAAAAGCAACAGUGAGGAUGACAAGAGAUGUGCUAUCUGUUUAGAUGACUUUAGAGCAAGAGAAAUGGUGACACUCACACCAUGCAAUCAUAUGUUUCAUGAUAACUGCAUCGUACCAUGGGUAAAGAGCAAUGGCCAAUGCCCAGUUUGUCGGUUUGUGAUUAGUGAUCUGCCUGAAGGAACUCGAACCAGUAAUCAUAGUGAGCUAGGCAAUGACCCGUUUGCACGUGAGUUGAUUUCUUUUAUAAGAGACUUGGAAGCUAGGGGUUGAUUACUUGGGCUCCGAUGGAUGCCCCUUUCUUGAAGCAGUGAUGUUUUUCAUUUUUUGUUGUUUUUCACAUUAAACGGUAAAUUAAAAUAAUGCUACUAUAUCUGAUACCGUGUCUCUGUUGUGUGAAUAUUAUGAUUGAUGGCAUUUGGCUAUCAAUGUAGCAUGGCUGAAUUGUUUGCUACGUAGUCUUUGUCCUUGGCCUACUUUCAUGUAGGUUUGGUUUUUAAAUCAAGCCUAGUGAGAGUAUGUGUUUGUUGGCCAAUAUUCCAAAGUACGUUAAAUGCAAAUUAUUAAGCUUAUAAGAUUGAUUAUGAUUCGUUUUGUUAAA
Messenger RNA from Erigeron canadensis, 1123 nucleotides. RefSeq names its product probable E3 ubiquitin-protein ligase XERICO. Bases 118 to 795 code for a protein of 225 amino acids. The record is from RefSeq and is a predicted model, not a curated record. The transcript is spliced from 3 exons. Lineage: Eukaryota; Viridiplantae; Streptophyta; Magnoliopsida; Asterales; Asteraceae.